AUGGAUGACAGGUUCUACCCGGUGAUCUUCCCAGAUGCAAGGAAUUUCCGCCCCUUCACUUCUGACUCUCUGGCUGCAAUCGAGAAGCGGAUCGCCAUCCAAAAGGAGAAAAAGAAACUCAAAGGCCAGACAGUGGCAGAGCCCCAGCCUCGACCUCAGCUUGACCUAAAGGCCUCUAGGACAUUGCCCAAGCUCUAUGGGGGCAUUCCCCGUGAGCUGAUAGGGAAGCCCCUGGAAGACUUGGACCCAUUCUACAGAAAUCAUAAGACAUUUAUGGUGUUGAACAAACAGAGAACAAUCUACCGCUUCAGUGCCAAGCGUGCCUUGUUCAUUUUGGGACCUUUCAAUCCAAUCAGAAGUUUAGCCAUUAGAAUCUCAGUCCAUUCAUUGUUCAGCAUGUUAAUCAUCUGCACUGUCAUCAUCAACUGUGUGUUCAUGGCUAGAGGUCACGGAAAGGACAGCAGUAACAUAAACACCGAAGGUGCCGAGUAUGUCUUCACUGGGAUUUAUAUUUUUGAAGCUUUUAUAAAAAUAUUGGCAAGAGGUUUUGUUCUGGAUGAGUUUUCCUUCCUUCGAGAUCCAUGGAACUGGCUGGACUCCAUUGUCAUUGGAACAGCGAUUGUAUCAUAUCUUCCAGAUAUCAAUAUCAAUCUGUCGCCCCUGCGUACCUUCCGAGUGUUCAGAGCUUUGAAAGCAAUUUCAGUAGUUUCAGGUCUGAAAGUCAUUGUGGGGGCCCUGCUGCGCUCUAUGAAGAAGCUUGUCAACGUGAUGAUUCUGACCCUCUUCUGUCUCAGCAUCUUUGCCCUGGUAGGUCAGCAGCUCUUCAUGGGACAUCUGAACCAGAAAUGUAUCAGGAUUGACUGUAAGAAUGUCAGUCACCUUGCAGACUAUUGCUUUGAAAAGAAAGGAAAUUCCUCUGAAUUCAGAAUGUGUGGCAGCUGGUUGGGUAGCAGUGCCUGCUCUGACCAAUUUAAAUGCAUCCACACCAAAAUUAAUCCUGACUAUAAUUAUACGAAUUUUGACAACUUUGGCUGGUCUUUUCUUGCUAUGUUCCGGCUCAUGACCCAAGAUUCCUGGGAGAAGCUGUAUCAACAGACCCUACGUACCUCUGGGCUCUACUCAGUCUUCUUCUUCGUGGUGGUCAUCUUCCUGGGCUCUAUCUACCUGCUUAACUUAACCCUGGCUGUCGUCACCAUGGCUUAUGAGGAGCAGAACAGGAAUGUAGCCGCAGAGACAGAGGCCAAAGAAAAGAUGUUUCAGGAAGCCCAGCAGCUGUUAAAGGAGGAAAAGGAGGCUCUGGUUGCCAUGGGAAUUGACAGAAGUUCACUUAAUUCCCUUGAAGCAUCAUCUUUUUCUCCAAAGAAAAGAAAGUUCUUUGGUAAUAAGAAAAGGAAGUCCUUCUUUUUGAGAGAGUCUGGGAAAGACCAGGCGCCAGGAUCAGAUUCUGAUGAAGACUCCCACAAAAUGCCACACCUCCUAAAGCAAACCAAACGACUGUCCCAGAAUCUGUCACUGGACCACUUUGAUGAGCAUGGAGACCCCUUCCAAAGGCAGAGGGCGCUGAGUGCUGUCAGCAUCCUCACCAUCACUAUGCAGGAACAAGAAAAAUUACAGGAGCCUUGUCUCCCAUGCGGGGAAAACCUGGCAUCCAAAUACCUUGUGUGGGACUGUUGCCCCCAGUGGCUGUGCAUUAAGAAGACCCUGAGAACCGUGAUGACUGACCCCUUCACUGAGCUGGCCACCACCAUCUGCAUCAUAAUCAACACUGUCUUCUUGGCCAUGGAGCAUCACAAUAUGGAGGAGGGUUUUAAGACUAUGUUGAAUACAGGGAAUUUGGUUUUCACUGGCAUUUUUAUAGCAGAAAUGUGCUUAAAAAUCAUUGCUCUCGAUCCCUACCACUACUUUCGCCGAGGCUGGAACAUUUUCGACAGCAUCGUUGCUCUUCUGAGUUUUGCAGAUGUGAUGAGCAGUAAAUUUGUAAAACAAAGUUUGCCAUUCUUGCGUUCCUUCAGAGUGCUGAGGAUUUUCAAGUUAGCCAAAUCCUGGCCAACUUUAAACACACUAAUUAAGAUAAUCGGCCAUUCUGUUGGAGCCCUUGGAAACCUGACUGUGGUCCUGGCCAUUGUGAUCUUUAUUUUCUCAGUAGUUGGUAUGCAGCUUUUUGGCUCUAAAUUCAGUUCCCAAAAGAGUGAAAAAUCUUGUGAGCCUACAGUCUCAUGUUUACGGCGCUGGCACAUGGAGGAUUUCUACCACUCCUUCCUGGUGGUAUUCCGCAUCCUCUGUGGGGAGUGGAUCGAAAACAUGUGGGAAUGUAUGCAAGAAGCUGACCCAUCAUUGUGUGUUAUUGUCUUUGUGUUGAUCGUGGUGAUAGGAAAACUUGUGGUGCUCAAUCUCUUCAUUGCAUUAUUGCUAAAUUCCUUCAGCAACGAGGAGAGAGAUGGAAACUUAGAAGGACAGGCCAAGAAAACCAAAGUCCAGUUAGCCCUGGAUCGGUUCUACUGGGGUUUUUGUUUUGUGAUGCGCUCUCUUGAGCAUAUCUGUCGCAAGCGGUGCAGGAGGCAAGACUUAUCAAAGCAAAAAGAGGUGACAGGAGGCCCUGCUCCAGAGAGUAAAGAUAUCAUUCCCCUGGUUGCAGAGAUGAAAAGGGGCCCAGAGACCCAGGAAGAGUUUGGUGUACUAAGCUCUGCACCGAAGGCCUUGGGCAUCAGGCAUGAUCGGACUUGGUUGGCCCCACUUGCAGAGGAAGAAGAUGAUGUUGAAUUUCCUGGUGAAGAUAAUGCACAGCCCACCACACAGCCUGAGGCUGAAAGACAGGCCUGUGAACUGCAUCAGGAGACCGGGAAGCCCACCAGCCCAGGUGUUCAAAGUGUGGAAAUUGACGUUUUCCCGGAAGAUGAUGCUCAUCUGACCUUACAGAAUCCCCAAAAGAAAUCUGAUGCUACCAGUGUGCUCUCAGAAUGCAGCACCAUUGAUCCACAGAAUACCUUUGGAUGGUCACCUGAAAUGGUUCCCAAAAAGGAACCAGAGAGAUGUUUGCCCAAAGGCCUCUGUUGCUGCUUCCCAUGCUGUAGCAUGGACAAGAGAAAGUCCCCCUGGGUCAUUUGGUGGAAUCUGCGGAAAACCUGCUACCAAAUAGUGAAACACAGCUGGUUUGAGAGCUUUAUUAUCUUUGUGAUACUGCUGAGCAGUGGGGCACUGAUAUUUGAAGAUGUUUACCUUGCUGAACAACCCAAUAUUCAAGCAUUACUAAAUUGCACUGACAUUAUUUUCACAUAUAUUUUUAUCCUGGAGAUGGGUCUGAAAUGGGUGGCCUUUGGAUUUCGGAAGUAUUUCACCAGUGCCUGGUGCUGGCUUGAUUUCAUCAUUGUCAUUGUCUCUGUGACCAGUCUCACUGACUUAAAAAACCUGAAGUCCUUCCGAACCCUACGAGCACUGAGGCCUCUUCGAGCACUGUCUCAGUUUGAAGGAAUGAAGGUGGUGGUCAAUGCUCUCAUAGGUGCCAUACCUGCCAUUCUGAAUGUUUUGCUUGUCUGCCUCAUUUUCUGGCUCAUAUUUUGUAUCCUGGGAGUAAAUUUUUUCUCUGGAAAAUUUGAAAGAUGCAUCAAUGGAACAGAUACAAACUCAGUUAUAAAUUAUACCAUUGUUGCAAACCGAAGCCAAUGUGAAAGUGGGAAUUUCUCCUGGGUCAAAAUGAAGGUCAACUUUGACAACGUGGGGAAGGCUUACCUCGCUCUCUUGCAGGUGGCAACAUUUAAGGGCUGGAUGGAUAUUAUGUAUGCAGCUGUCGAUUCUAGAGGGAAAGAAAAUCAGCCGGGUUUUGAGGAGAGUCGAAGCAUGUACCUUUACUUCAUAAUUUUUAUCAUCUUUGGCUCAUUCUUCACUCUGAAUCUCUUUAUUGGUGUUAUUAUUGACAACUUCAACCAACAACAGAAAAAGAUAAGUGGAGAAGACAUUUUUAUGACAGAAGAACAGAAGAAAUACUAUAACGCAAUGAAAAAAUUAGGAUCCAAGAAACCUCAAAAGCCCAUUCCAAGGCCUCUGAGCAAAUGCCAAGGUCUCGUGUUCGAUUUAGUCACAAACCAGGUCUUUGACAUCGUCAUCAUAAGUCUCAUUAUCCUAAACAUGAUUAGCAUGAUGGCUGAAUCAGAUAACCAACCUGAAGCCAUGAAAUGCAUCCUUGAGCGUCUCAACCUGGCUUUUGUAGUCAUCUUUACAAUAGAGUGUCUCAUCAAAAUCUUUGCUUUGAGGCAAUACUACUUCACCAAUGGCUGGAAUUUAUUUGAUUGUGUGGUUGUGCUUCUUUCUAUUGUUAGUACAAUGGUUGCUGCCUUGGAAAACCAGGAGCACAUUCCUUUCCCUCCAACACUCUUCAGAAUUGUCCGCUUGGCUCGGAUUGGCCGAAUCCUAAGACUUGUUCGAGCAGCACGAGGAAUUAGGACCCUCCUUUUUGCUCUGAUGAUGUCCCUUCCAUCUCUAUUCAACAUUGGUCUUCUACUCUUUCUGGUUAUGUUUAUUUACGCCAUUUUUGGUAUGAACUGUUUUUCCAAAGUGAAGCCAGAGUCUGGAAUUGAUGACAUACUAAAUUUUCAAACUUUUGCUGGAAGCAUGCUCUGUCUCUUCCAGAUAACCACGUCAGCAGGCUGGGAUACCCUCCUCAGCCCCAUGUUGCAAUCAAACGACACAUGUAACCCCUCCUCGGAGAACUGCCACCUCCCCGCCAUAGCCAUAACCUAUUUCGUCAGUUAUGUCAUCAUAUCUUUUCUCAUUGUUGUCAACUUGUAUAUAGCUGUGAUUUUAGAGAACUUCAAUACAGCCACGGAAGAAAGUGAGGAUCCUUUGGGUGAAGAUGACUUUGAUAUAUUCUACGAAGUAUGGGAAAAGUUUGACCCAGAAGCAACACAGUUUAUCGAAUAUUCUGCCCUUUCUGACUUUGCUGAUGCCCUGCCUGAGCCUUUGCGUGUGGCAAAGCCAAAUAAAUUUCAAUUUCUAGUAAUGGACUUGCCUAUGGUGAGUGGCGAUCGCCUCCACUGCAUGGAUAUUCUCUUCGCAUUCACAACUAGGGUACUGGGUGACUCCAAUGGCCUGGAUAGCAUGAAAGCAAUGAUGGAAGAGAAGUUUAUGGAAGCCAAUCCUUACAAGAAGUUAUACGAACCUAUUGUCACCACCACCAAGAGAAAGGAAGAGGAGAGAGGUGCUGCUAUUAUUCAAAAGGCCUUUCGAAAGCACAUGAAGAAGAUGAGCUUGUGUGCCUUGGAAGACAGGCCUCAUUCACCACUCCAGACACUCUGCAAUGGAGAUUUGUCCAGUUCUGGGGUGGCCAAGGGCAAGGUCCAUUGUGACUGA
Molecule: messenger RNA, 5343 nt
Organism: Cynocephalus volans (Philippine flying lemur)
Lineage: Eukaryota; Metazoa; Chordata; Mammalia; Dermoptera; Cynocephalidae
Gene: SCN11A
Product: sodium voltage-gated channel alpha subunit 11
Exons: 26
Coding region: 1-5343 (1780 amino acids)
Biological process (GO): membrane depolarization during action potential; neuronal action potential; sodium ion transmembrane transport
Cellular component (GO): plasma membrane; axon; voltage-gated sodium channel complex
Molecular function (GO): voltage-gated sodium channel activity
Source: RefSeq, a predicted model, not a curated record